UACAAUUUCUGUUGACAUUUAAGCCGCUCGCGGCACUCUUUUUAAAAAAGAAUAAUAAAAGACGCUGCGAUUUUGCAUUCUUUGGCUGAACAAUUCGCAUCGCGUGGGUUUUUUUGUGCUGGCUUUACUUUGAGCCAUCCGUCUUUUGUUGCUUGGAUUUCGAUCUUUUUGUUGUUGUUGUUUUUGUUCCCCCUCCCUCUGGUUUUAGCCGCUAGAUGCUAGCUAGCUAGCUAGCUAAGGUCUCGGCAGGGAACAAUGACGGCGACUUGCGCCGGCGGCCUGAGCGCUAAAGGGCUGGACAUCAGCCUGGCCGCUUUGCAGAGACACGACCCGUACAUCAAGAGCAUCGUGGACGUGGCCAGCCAGGUGGCCCUCUACACGUACAACAACCGGGCCAACGAGUGGGAGAAGACGGAGGUGGAAGGAACUCUAUUCAUCUACACGAGGCUGGCUUCUCCCACGCACGGCUUCACCAUCAUGAACAGACUCAGCAUGGAGAACCUGACCGAACCCAUCACCAAAGACCUGGACUUCCAACUCCAGGACCCCUUCCUGCUCUACCGCAACGCACGGCCGGGCCUCUCCCUCUCCCCAGUGGUCAUCCACGGCAUUUGGUUCUACGACAAGGCCGACUGCCAGCGCGUCGCCCAGAGGAUGAAAACUCUGACCCAGCAGGAGCAGGCGGUGGGGCAGGAUGGCUGGCUGCCCCCAGGCGGAGGUGCGGGCGGCGUGCAAGGCGAAGGGCAGGCGGUGGACAUCAUCCAGAUGCUGACCAAAGCUCACAGCCAGUACGACAAGGAGAAGUCGACUUCCGAACCCAAGGAGAUCGGCGGCAGCGGCGUUCUUUUCGGGAAGCCCAACCUCAUCAAACCGAUCCCCGUCAAGCCCACCACUCCGGACGGCGACGGCAGCGAGUCCAAGCCGCUUUCCCUGGCCGUGCUUUUUGGAUCCCAGCAACAGGGCUCGCCCAAACUUGCCCCCGCCUCUCCAUCCGCCCCGCCCGUCACGAGAAAAGCGUCUCGCCCUCCCGUCGCCCGCGCUCUCACCUACGAAACCCCCUCGGCCACCUCGGCGAUCGCCUCAGCAGGAGAUGCCGCAUCCCAUCAUCAGCGCUGCCCAGCCAUCCAUAAGCUUCGCACGCUGUCCGAGUCCCCGGAGAAUCGGCUGUGCGACAACGGCGUGCCGCUGGACCGCCGCCACCGGCACCACCAUCAGAUGCACCAUCACCACCAACUCGACCCAAUCAAGAAACUGUUCCAAAACCAGCCCCCGCCUCACGCUGCUGCCCUUUGUCGCGCGCCGCCAUGUUCUCACCAGCACGCCUUUUUUAGCCACUCCAAGCAGCAGACGCAUACAGGUGUGUCCCCGCACAUCUCCGGCGGGCUGUCCCCCCACGAGCUGGUCCACAAGCUGCAGCUGGUCCAGCAGGAGCAGAGCCAGGCCCCGCCGGAACCGCCGCGCCUCGGCCCCCCGCUGGCCCCCCGCUUCCAGGGGCCCGCGAGCGCGGCCGCCGCAGCUCCGAAGACGGCUCUGCCGUUGCAGGCGCUUUCUCCGCAGAGGAUCGCCGCCACCGUGGACCCGACGUUGCUCCUCUCGCCCAGCGUCUUCUCUCGGGUGACAUCGGACGUCGCGUCGCCCCAAGACCCCUCCUCCGGUUACACGCCUCAGAAGGAGAGCAGAGUUCUGUCCAGAAGCCAGCUCCAAGCAGCCUUACUGCAACUGAUCCAGACGGACAGCCCCUUCCUGGACACCAUCUACGAGGCCUACGUGGGCCGUUUUUGCUGACCAGCGCAGCAGCGAGUACACUUUGACGGACUUCAUCUGGCCGCGCACAAACCCAAACUGGCGUCCCAAAACCGGUUUUCACAAAUUCAAACAAUGGUGGGAACAUUAGGGUUUUUUUUUUGGGGGGGGGGAUAAAGCACACAUGUAGGUAAUCAAUGUAGCAAUUUAUUGUUUUGAAUAUUACACUGAAAAUGAACAAUUUGGAACAUAAGGAGCCCAUGAUUUUUUUUUUUUUUUUAAGUUAGGCUUCAAUAUUUUCAAAACAUCUAUAGGAAUAUUUUAAUAUUCUACCAACAAUACAUACAUUUAAUGAUUCAUUCAAUCAAUCAUUUUAUUGAUUUUUGUUGUUACUUUUCAUUUCCAAAAGAGGAUCAUCCAUCUCGACAAAGCAGCACUACCUCGCAGAGCUACGUUUGUUUUUAAGAAAUAUAAAUAAAAUUCAACACCAUUUAAAAAUCCAACUUCUACCGUUCCAUUACAAAUAAGCAAUAACAAAUUAACAGCAUUGCAAGACGCACAUAUUUACAUUGUUAGUAUUGAAUAAAGAAUUAAAAGAGACAAAUAUUUGUAUACUUGUAAGUAACCAGCAUGCAACGUGAAAAAGGAAGAGGCACGUGAACGCAACAUAUCAGUAUCGGCAAUUGAUGUCCCUUUUGCAGUUACCUGUUUCGCCAGUGGAAAUAUAUCUAGCGGUGCAAUGUUCAUUGUCAAGUAAUAUAUUUUAAACACGGUUUUGUCAGGUAUGGUUGGUUAUGACGAGUAUAUUUGAAUUGGCAAAUACAUUUUAUGAAAAGUACAUAUUUGUCAGUGUUUUUCAAUUGCGUGCAAUUGUUCUUCCUGCUGUUACAUUAGCGACCACAAGAGGGCGCAGAUGAACCUAAUCAGGCUCCGGUGUGUCGUUUUGUUUUGUUUUUUGCUAAAAGCUAAUCGUUUUCCAAUUUUACGCGUUUAAUACAUUUAAUUUAAGAAGGAAUUUAUUUAUAAAAUUAAUUUUUAAAAAAUUAACCAUCGUAACCAAAUAUGCAAACAAGUGCAGGAUAGGGAAACAAAUGAGAAAAUGUACCUUCAUCGAGUCCUCCUUGGCAAAGAUGUCCCGAGUUGGCAUCAGUUGUGAUGCAUUAACCUGCACUUUUCCUCUAAACGACUAUUGUGCAAGUUAUUUGGAUGUUCGACAUGUUGGAUUUUGCAAAACGUAUCCAGGUGAACGCUGACGAAGGUGGAAACGGGAGGGGAACUUCCUGUUGUCAUGCUGCGUUGGAGGACUGCAGGAAUUUGUAUAUGUUCUCAAAUAUUUGCCAUAAAAAAGCAAAGCAUGACAAUAGCGAUUACAAUUUUACCGUUAUUUUUUUAAACAAAGUCAGGAUACAGAAUUUAAUUACCUUCAUAUUGCUAAAAAUAUAUAUAUUUUUCCUCAAUACAAACUCCACACAUUUCCAUAAGGUUCCCCUGAACUAGAACAAUAACCUUCAAUAAAAAUAAGGCACAAACAGAAUGGUGUUGACAACUUUUUUCUUUAAAUGAAAAUGUAAAAAAGGACUACGACAAACCUGGUCAAAAAAUGUUUUCAAAAAAGGGACAGGGAGCUAUCAAAGUUUUUGUGUGUACGUGUGAGAUGUUCAGUCAAUGCUCCUUGUGGUCUCCAUCUUCCUCCAGUCUCCUGAUCUCCAUCUUGAGGUGGUUGAUGUUCUGCCUGCUGGCCUUCAGCUUGUCUUUCAGCUCCGUGAUCUCCUGACUGGUUCUCUUCUUGGCCGCCUCCAUUUUCUCCUUGGUCCUAAGCUCCAGCUCGCCGACUGAGAGGGGCGAGAUCACACACAAACAGAUAGACGCACUGACACAACAAUAAAUACAAUACAGGUGUGACGGAUGUGUGUUUGUCGGUAAGGACGUACACUCUGUCUCGUGCUUGUAAGCGCCCAGUGUGAGUUGCCUCGAUGUGGUCAGGAGCUGCUGCAUCAUGGCAGUCGGAUCCUGGAAAAUCUGAUUGGGAAGAACAAACCAAAAAACUGUAAAUAAUAUGCUGCACGUCCAGACAGUUUUAGACGAGACUCACCAUUUCAUCAUAGAAUUCGGACACGACCGUUUUCUUCGGCAUGGCGCUGGAGUCGGACUGGAAGAGCUUCAACAGAUGAUCUCUCGUUGGGGUCGAUGAAGACGAUCUUGAUGGUGAUUUCAAACUCCCCCCAUCCCGUCUCUGUGAUCUCGUAGGGCGGCUUGGUCACCACUGCAGGGUUUCACAUAGACAGACCACUGAUGAGUGUGCCCAUCUUCCUCUCGCUUCUUGCCGAAGUAGCGAGCGACGUUCCCGAACACGAUGGGCUUCACAAUAGUGAUUCCCUGCACACCACAAACACAAACGUAAGUCUGCCCUCAAUGAAUGAGUUGCGACGUGUCGCUGCUGCUUUGUUUACCUUAACCCGACCACCGGAAUCUGGACCGAAUUCUGUCAUCUUUUUAAACAUAUUACACAGGGAGUGAUGUUAGGUUGACGCCCUGGAAACAAUUUAAAUUGUUCCUUUUGUUCUCCGGUGGAGUUGCACAUUUGUUACGACUGCCAUUGAUUCAGUUUGUCAACAAAACAGCGACAAUAGCUUCCGGUCUUCCACUGGUGCAACCUGUUUUCAUGCCCGGCGUCCGCUAGGGGCCCUUCGACAAAAAGUUCCGCAUUCACGAAUAUCGCCUUUUCGAAAUGAGUCAUAGCUACCUAUCAAUAUUAAUUCUAAACGCCAACACAACAACACAAGUGAGGUUGGAAAAAAAAAUAAUAAUAAAAGUACCAUCUACUUCGGGAAACGGAAGUGCAACCCGUUUUCAUGGCCGGAGUCAGUGAGCAGCAAAUGUAAAAUAUUGCCGUACUCAUAGACGCAAGUGAAACAAGUUAAAAAUACAACAAACAAGAAAUACUGUGCUUUGUACACUUUAAAUGCCAUCACUCGAGUAAACAGCUUGACAGUAUCUAUCUACUUCCGGGCGAAACGGAAGUGCAACCUAGUUUAAUGCCCGGAGUCCGUGAAAAUUCCUCACUUAAAACUUAUCACCAAAAAAAACCUAUAAACCUUUUAUUUCACAGCGAACAUACAUUAUACCACGUGUUCUAGUGCUUAUUCACUAAUAAAAUCUGACAAAAAUAUUUUGAGCGGCAGUUACACAUACUUCAAUACACCAAGAAAAAGCCAGUCAAAAUUUAGCCAUAAGUUUUAUUGUUGGAUAGCCUGGAUCGUCCCACAUAAGUAGCUUUACAAGUCACUCAUUGUAAUACUGCAGUUAGAAUGGUUCAUGCAGCUUUAUAUUAAAUACAGUGCUUCUCUUGCUUAAGUUAAGCUAUUUAAUUCAAAUGGGUCAAAUGCCGCUUUGCAUGAUUAAGUAGAAAUACAUUUAUUACCGCCUUGCAAAUGUUACAAUCAACUCUCCAUUCUAAGAUUCCAGUAUGCGAUUGAAUAAAACUGACAUUUGCACCUGUAUGCUUCUUGUCGCGGUCUUCUCGUGUAAACCUGCAAACACUUACCUUGGGGACUGUGGAGGAAAAAGUCACAACAAGCCACCUGACCAUGCGUACACACAAUAUAAACAUACACUGCAGAACUCUCAAGCACAAAUGAGGAUGUGCACUGUGUGGAACAUAACCCACC
This is a messenger RNA of Phycodurus eques (leafy seadragon), 5411 nucleotides long. It is a transcript of the gene dcp1b, whose product is annotated as decapping mRNA 1B. The record is from RefSeq and is a predicted model, not a curated record. The transcript has 12 exons. Lineage: Eukaryota; Metazoa; Chordata; Actinopteri; Syngnathiformes; Syngnathidae. Gene Ontology annotation, cellular component: P-body. Gene Ontology annotation, molecular function: mRNA binding; enzyme activator activity. The coding region runs from base 256 to 1785 and encodes 509 amino acids. Gene Ontology annotation, biological process: deadenylation-independent decapping of nuclear-transcribed mRNA; positive regulation of catalytic activity; deadenylation-dependent decapping of nuclear-transcribed mRNA.